GCCCCCCCUUCCCUUCAAAGAGAAUGGAAAGUGAUGAUACUGGUGAUGAUGAUCUGGUAGAUGAUGAGGAGCUGUGUGCGUUUGUGGCCCGCCAUGGAUUCCUGGAAGACGAGGACGGAGAUCCGGCGGACGAGGACGGAGGAGAGGAAGACGGAGAGGCGGCGGACGAGGCCGUUUUGCAGUCCUUGCGGAGCGUCUGUGAGAAGAUCGAGGGUAAGAAGCGAUUGGAAGUGGAAAGCAGUGGGGUGGAGCAGCAGCCAAUUCAGGGACUGGAUGAGCAGCAAGAAACUCAAGGUGUGGAACAGCAGGAAACCCAGGUACUGGACUACAACUCGCAGCUCCUCCAGCAUUCUCUCGACAAGAACAAGCAGUGCCAAGAACAUCUUCGUAACUUGCUUCUGCGAGUGGAGGAAAGAAAAAAGGAGAACGCCGAGAUCCAGAGGCGCGUCAAGACGCUCAUGGGAUUCGAGAAGCACUGCAACCGGCGAGCAUUCGACCGGGGCUGCGUUGCGAGGUUCGUCGCGUCCCUGGCCACCUUAAGCUACUCCACUUCCAGGCUCAAGAAGCACCGAGUCGUGGCCGGCCCCGAGAAGAACAAGGACGUGGACAACUUCCGGGAGCUCAAGAACAGCGUCAAGUGCUCGAAAAGCUGGUCGCCGAAGGAGAGCGAGGCCCUGCACAGCACGGUAAAGAUGCAAGUCCAGCAGCAUCUCCUUGUCCAGGCUAUGGAAGCGGUGGUCCUGGACUUGAAAACAGGAGUCUCUCUGGAAGAGCGCGAGAAGGAGAUCGACAACAUCUCGGAUGCGGAGGUGAGGAACCUGAUCGAUGUGGUGGACUGGGAGAUCGUCUCCAGGGGCUCGCUUCCGGCUAGAACGGCCAAGGAGUGCAAGGCCAGGUGGAUCAACUUCGAGGACAAGCUCAUUAACCACGGGCCCUGGAGCAAAGCCGAGGACCUCCAGCUCCUGAGCAUUGCCAAGGAGUUUGGCUUCGCUCAGUGGGAGAGUGUGGCCGAGAAGCUCGGGACUUACAGAACUCCAGCGCAGUGUUUGAUCCGGUACCAAAGGAGCUUGAACGCCAACUUAUCGCUGAGAGAGUGGAGCCGGGAGGAUGACGAGCAGCUCAAGCUGGCGGUGGACAUGUGUGGCGAGAAGGACUGGCAGAACGUAGCGGCGUGCCUGGAGGGAAGAACGGGGCAGCAAGCGAUGCACAGGUGGAAAGAAGUUUUGAGGGGGAAGAAGCGCGGGCGAUGGUCGCUGGAGGAGGACAAGCGCCUCAAGUGUGCCGUGAUGGUGUGCGGGCCUCACCAGUGGAAGUCCGUCGCGGCUCACGUCCCCGGCCGGUCAGAGACGCAGUGCCGAGAGAGGUGGCGGAACGUUUUGGAUCCAAAGCUGAGCUUCGAUAUGUGGAGUCCGGAGGAGGACGAGAAGCUGGAGGAGGCCGUGGAGAAGUUUGGGAUGCAUAAGUGGUCGUCGGUGGCGGAGGUGAUGUCGCCGAGAACGGACAACCAGUGCUGGCGGCGGUGGAUGGCUUUGCAUCCCGAGAGCAAGGAGAGUUUCCACAGGGAGGUGGUGCUCAAGAAAACGCUGCUGCCCCGAUUCUCCAAGAGGAAGAAAGAGCGGCCGGGGCUGGAAGUGAGCGACAUCCUCCUGGUGGAGAGUGGUGACACUGUCUUGCAAUUGCCCCCGGGGAGUGACGAUCCUGGCCAAGACGUGGAAGCUAGUAGCUUCGAGCUGGACGAAGAGCUGGAAGAAGAUCUCGAGAGUCCCGGAAAGCCAGGAGUUGAGCGCUGUAGACGAAACUCGAUGGUGGACGUUACCAGUGAGAAGGAUUUCGGUGGUGGUGGUUGCAAGAAGCGGGCUAGAACGAGGGCCGGGAGAGUGGAGGAUUCACAGGCAAAGCGUCCUCGGCAACGAAAGCCGCGAGGCCGAAAGACGGUGGACGUGGAUCUUGAAGAUGAGUCGCAAGAUGGAAGGGAGAUGCGAGCUGCUAGAUUGGAGAAGAUACGAGGCAAACGAAAGGAUGGCGAAGAUCUGGAGAUAAAUGAAGUCACGGAAACGAUCGGAAGGCAAAGCAAGAAGAUAUGUUCAAGGUGACGAGGAGAUUUUUUUCUCAUUCUCUUUUGUUUUUCGAGGCUUAGAUAGGGCUAAGUUAAAAGUUUGAUCGAAGGAUGGUUUCGAAAAGAAACAUGAAAGCUUCAUCUUAUACAUA
Selaginella moellendorffii is the source of this 2208-nucleotide messenger RNA. RefSeq names its product myb-like protein L. The record is from RefSeq and is a predicted model, not a curated record. The transcript has a single exon. Bases 24 to 2093 code for a protein of 689 amino acids. Lineage: Eukaryota; Viridiplantae; Streptophyta; Lycopodiopsida; Selaginellales; Selaginellaceae.